Molecule: messenger RNA, 3547 nt
Organism: Amborella trichopoda
Lineage: Eukaryota; Viridiplantae; Streptophyta; Magnoliopsida; Amborellales; Amborellaceae
Product: C2 domain-containing protein At1g53590
Molecular function (GO): lipid binding
Source: RefSeq, a predicted model, not a curated record
ACCGUGUCCAUAAAACUCUUCAAAAUGACACGCACGCACACGUCUCCACAUGGCGGCUGGUGGCAGCCCCCGGAUCUGUGCAGAGUCGCGGCACGAAAAUCAGUUUUUUAAUUAUUAUUAACUUUUUAAUUUAUCACAAGAAAAUAUUUUUUUUUUAAAAAGUAAGGAAACCGUUGCCUCCGUUCCUUGAAACGAUUGAUCAAUAAAGUCAAUUCAGAGGGAGAGAGAGGGGGUUAAAUUGGUGGAAUAUGAUGGUCUCUUCACAAGAAUGAGAAUAUUUCUGGUUUGUGCAUUGGGUUCCAAAAUUUUAUCGACGUAUUUGGCUGUUGUAACCGAAAUUUUAUCCUUCAAGAACCGAGAAGGUCUGUUUUAGAACAUUUUGAAUUUUGGGGUUUUAUUGGUUCUUACCAGGUGUUUCAGAUUGCUGGAUAACGAAUUUUCUUUUUGCUGAUUCCAAAGUACCCCAUUGUUCAUACUUGUCAGAAAAGGUUGAGAUUGGGGAUUUUAAUUUGAGAUUGGGUUGAAGGAAAUUGAAAUCGAAGGGGCCAAUUUCUUCAUUCUUGGGUUGCUUUGCUAUUGAUCCCCUUGAGCAUUAGUGUUCUUAAAGAUGUCUAUCACAGAAGUCUCAAUUCUACACCACAUGGCCAUUGUUCUGGCUUUGCUUUGGGUGCUUUCAUAUUAUAAUUACUGCCAUCCUGUGGUGUACAUCGUAUCGUUCAUUUAUAUGUACCUGGUCAAUGAACGCUACACAAUAAGGCUUCACAAAAGAUUAAAGUUUGAGGAAAAGAAGCAAGCAAACCGGAAAAGGCUUCUUUCUGAUUCAGAAACUGUUAGGUGGCUGAAUCAUGCGGUCGAGAAGAUCUGGCCCUUGUGCAUGGAACAGAUUGCUUCGCAAAAAUUUCUCCUUCCCAUUAUACCCUGGUUUUUGGAGAAGUACAAACCAUGGACUGCAAAGAAGGCCGUUAUUCAGCAUUUGUACCUAGGUAGGAACCCACCCAUGUUCACUGAGAUCCGGGUUGUCAAUCAGUCAGCUGAUGAUGACCACUUGAUUAUGGAGUUGGGGAUGAAUUUCCUUUCUGGGAAUGAUAUGGACGCAAUACUUGGAGUGAAGCUGAGGAAAAGAUUCGGCUUUGGCAUGUGGGCUAGGAUGCACGUGACUGGCAUGCAUGUUGAAGGAAGGGUAGUGGUAGGGGUGAAGUUUCUUCGUUGCUGGCCUUUUAUCCAGCGUUUGAGGAUAUGCUUUGUGGAACCACCAUAUUUUCAGAUGACAGUCAAACCUAUCUUCAGCCAUGGCCUUGAUGUUACUGAACUUCCUGGGAUUGCAGGGUGGCUGGAUAAACUUUUGGCUGUGGCAUUUGGUCAGACACUGGUUCAGCCCAAUAUGCUUGUUGUUGAUGUUGAAAAACUUGUCCAGUCAACAGAUCCUUCUUUCAACCCAUCAGGAAAUUGGUUUGAUAUUGAUGAGAAACAACCUAUUGCCUUUGCCAAGGUGGAAAUCAUUGAAGCAGCAGAAAUGAAACCCUCUGAUCCAAAUGGGCUGGCAGAUCCUUAUGUGCGUGGUCAUAUGGGUCCUUACAGAUUCAAGACAAAAGUCCAAAAGAAAACACUGGCUCCCAAGUGGCAAGAGGAUUUCAAAAUUCCCAUCUGUACAUGGGAGUCACCAAAUAUGCUCAUCCUUGAAGUCCUCGACAAGGACCAUUUUUAUGAUGACACUCUUGGGGACUGUUCCCUGAAUAUCAGUGACCUGAGGGGUGGGCAGCGUCAUGACAAGUGGUUACCUCUAAAGAACAUCAAAAAGGGGAGGCUGCAUAUUGCAGUCACCAUUCUUGAUGCUGAGCCUGAUGGAAAGGAGAAUCCUGAUGAUGAUGAACCAUCAAAACCCAAAGCAGCAGCCCAUAAUGACAUACCAGUGACUGAAGUUACUGACCGUGAAGUUAACCACACAAAAUCUCAAGACAAGUCUCCCUCUAACUGGGCGGACGAAUUCGAACCCCUCAAAAUUGAUGGCCAAGAUCACCCUGCCCUCUGUGUAUAUCGACCUGGGAGUGACACCUCCCAAACUUGGGAGCCUAGAAAGGGGAAAGCCAUGCACCCUGAAACCCUAAUCCACAGAGAGGAUCCAAGCAACAUGGAUAGCCCCCGUUUUACAGGGAAUGGAUCCCAGGACAAUGAAACUGGCAGCGAAGAUGACAAUGCCACAACUGACAUAAGCCAUAAACAUGGUGCAAUCGCGAGGAAACUACGAAAGAUCCAAAGUAUUUUUUGUAGGAGCCCAAAGAGCCAUGAUGAGCCACCCAAGAUCAAGGAAGAAAGAAAACCGCUUCGGCCUAUUGAGCCUAAACUAGUUAGUAAUAGAGCGGUCGGUGUGAUGUUAGUGUUAAAUGAUGUGCCUGAGGAGGUACAACACGAACUAGAGGAGCUAGAGGUUCUUAAAAGGGACGAAGAGGGGCUAAGUCCCCAAAAGGCGGAGAUGGAUAGCAGCCCUAGGGGUGUUAAGGAAAAGGCAAAGAGCAUAUUGAGGCAGGCUGGUAAAUCGGCUCAUGGCUUGACCCAUGUCCUUAGCAAGAGGGGCUUCGACCGACCCAACAAGCUUGAAACAUCAUCUCAAAGAGAGGAAUCCAAGGGCUCAACCUCACCUCAAAUGGAACAAUCUAAAGACAAAGACUCCGCCUCAAAGGAAUACUCGAAAGGCAUGUACAAACAACCUAAUAAGCUGAACCCACCUCAAAGAGAGCUUUCCAAAGGCUUUGACAAGCCGGACCUGGAUCAAAAGGAAAGUCACACAGGUUUAGAUCGGCUUCAAAGGGGACAUUCUUUAGGCUCAGAUCCCCCUCAAAGUGAGCACAUCAAAGUUUCCGAUGGAACCAAGCUGGAGCCACCUCAAAGAAAACAUUUGGAAGAGCUCGACCAUCUCGACAUGCCUCAAGUUGGAUGUAGCGAGGCCUCCAAUGGAUUUUGGGGGGACCUAUGUCUAGGAGAACAUCACCCACUUGCACUAGAGGAACAUAACCCUAUGGUAUCUACAACAGGUACUGAGCCCACUUCUGCUGUCGAUCAAACGGGGGAAUCUCGAAGGAUGGAUGGUUCAGAGAGUGAUGUUGUACGGUCUGGCGAUGGUGGGCAUGGGAAUGGGAUCCCAGGGGUUGAGGGUUACUUAAAUUCACAGGCGUUUAAAGAGGUUAUGAAUGAGAAAGGAGUGGCUUUGUAAGGAGUAUGGAAAGUUCAUUAGUAUGUGAAAUGGGUUUUAAACAAAAGAGAGAGAGGCUUCAGAAGAAGUGGGUUAUAUUUUCGGAACAUGGAAAUGUACUUGCACCAUUGCUGAUGGCUUGUUCUUGUAAAUAUUUUGGGGAAAAGCAAGUCAACAUGGAAGCUUAAGAAGUUGAGGAAGUAGUUGAGAAGUGUAGGAAAGUGAAAGGAAAAUGAAAGGAACCAAAAAAAAGAAUAGCAUGCAUUGUAAGGGCAUCUAAAAUCUUAUGGAUAAUGUUAUUUUGUGGACUCUUUUCAUCUUGUAUUAUGUAUAAAAUUAUUUGAAUUUUUCAUUGAUUUU